CAUUGGUAUUGUUACAUCGAACAAGUCAUGUGGGGAUUGUGUCUUAUAAACUCUGCUGCGUGCUGUCCAAGAGCAUAAUUUAUAAUUCAUAAUUAUUAUCACAAUGCAUUGACGUAUUGUCGGGAUAAACAUUGCUUUGGUAUGCUUGGACGUGAAGUGACAUUAAUUUGUAGACGCCUUUUCGCCCGUAAGAAAAUUAACCACUUUUACGCGACUGAAUACUUCGAUGUGCAUAAUUCCGUUUUCAUCACUUCAGCGCAAUCAAGCAUUCCAUUUUCAUGCCAGGCACAACAGACAACACACUGCGAACCGUUGAGAUUAUUGGAGUUAUAAAUAAAGAAAAAAGGGGUAACUCUCGUUCAAGUUCAUGGCAAUUAUUCACUGCUGUUUGUCGCGGUAAGCUGUAGAGUCUUGAAUCGUUGAGUGUAAAGUUUGGUGUAGAAAAGUUUCGACUCUUACCGCAAAUCGUGUACCUAUCUUGAAACGAUGGAAUUCAACGAUUUGGUCGCGAAGAUGUUGUCGAUGGCGUUGAUAUUCGGGGGGAGUAUCUUCAUCGGAACAUUACCCGUAUUAUGCAGAAACUGCAGUGGACAACGAAGGCAGGUCUCCUCUUCAUUGCUUUGUCUCGGCGCUGGAGUUUUAUUUGCCACUUGCGCGCUGCACAUGCUUCCAGAGUCCAUACAAUCUCUCCCUGCCUUAAACGCAGGGCUAUUAUUCUGCGGCGGGUUCUGUUUACUUUACGCGGUGGACGAAAUGAUUUACUUUAUACGGGGUCGACCCAUCAACUUGCCGCACGUCCAUCGACCUGCAACAAGUCGCAGGAUCAAGCCCACAUCAAUACUUCGACGGAAUGAUGAUUGUAAGGUCACUGUCAGAGAUACCAGGGAGGGAAAUUUCUCCAAUGAAUACGUCGGUCACAACCCUGAUUCUCAAGUUUCUUAUCAGGCUUACACUCACGGCAAACUUCGAGAUCAUUCGUACGAGCCAAAUCUGAAAAACACAUCUUCCAAUCAGAGAAGUGUAUCUGACAAUGAGGUCCACUCUACGACACCUUCGACUCCAUCACUUUGGCCCGAUGAAAACGAAACCUUACUUACCCGUGAAGCACACAUCGAACCCGAUUCUGAGUUUAACGCGAGUCUACCGGGACUCUUGGCGGCGUUGGCCUUGCAUGCGAUUUUGGAAGGAGUUGCCAUUGGGGUACAAACAGAGACUGCUAAGGUGUGGCUCCUCGUGAUAGCAGUAGCUGCGCACAAAUUGGUCGUCUGCUUCUGUCUUGGCGUCGAAAUGGCAAGAUCUGUAUCAGUUUUGCAUCACGUAUUCGCUAUCGUUCUAUUCGCAGGCGGCUCGGUAGCUGGGAUUGGUAUCGGGAUGGCGGUUAAGGAAAACAGCCAUGAUUGGGUAACAGUGAUACCCGCGCUUAAUGCUGUGGCUGCUGGGGCACUUCUUUAUGUGGCUCUCAGUGAAGUUUUGCCGAGAGAAAGAGCCAGAUGGCAGAACACUCCAAACCGCUGGGCAAGAAUUUGGCAAUUUAUUUUCUUCGUAUCCGGCAUUGUCAUAAUAUUCAUAAUCAAGAAGUAUAUAAAGGCGACCUAAUCAUCGACUGGCAACGACUAACAGCUUCUAUCUCAUUGAACGACCAUCGACUAUAAGUUCCAGAAAUGUAUCGUAAAUUACAUAAAUAGAUUGUAGCGUUUUAUAUUUUUUUGUAAAAUUUGUAUUUAAUAAUAUGAUAGUCAUUUGUACAAAUA
Messenger RNA from Neodiprion virginianus, 1751 nucleotides. It is a transcript of the gene Zip88E, whose product is annotated as zinc transporter ZIP3-like. Gene Ontology annotation, biological process: zinc ion transmembrane transport. The transcript is spliced from 5 exons. Gene Ontology annotation, cellular component: plasma membrane. The record is from RefSeq and is a predicted model, not a curated record. NCBI's taxonomy places the organism in Eukaryota, Metazoa, Arthropoda, Insecta, Hymenoptera, Diprionidae. Gene Ontology annotation, molecular function: zinc ion transmembrane transporter activity. Bases 487 to 1596 code for a protein of 369 amino acids.